ACGUAAUUCCAAUAUAAAGGAUGGAAGCGAGGCUAUAUAGCCGUGUGGCMGCCAUCUUGGAUUCUACUGAAGAAAUCUUCAAGUCAAUACCUCGGAAAACGUUGCCGUUUAGUGGACUUCUUUAGAGAUUUGAUGCAAAAAUGAGCUUCCUUUUUGGAAGCCGUUCUACUAAGACUUUUAAACCUAAGAAGAAUAUUCCUGAAGGGACGCAUCAGUAUGACUUGAUGAGACAUGCAGCAGCAACCCUAGGAAGUGGCAACCUACGUCUUGCUGUAAUGCUACCCGAAGGAGAAGACCUAAAUGAAUGGGUCGCUGUGAACACGGUGGAUUUUUUCAACCAGAUUAACAUGUUAUAUGGGACAAUAACAGAAUUCUGUACUCUUGAGAGUUGCCCUGUGAUGUCCGCAGGCCCAAAAUAUGAAUAUCAUUGGGCAGACGGACAGACCAUUAAAAAGCCAAUAAAAUGCUCGGCACCCAAGUAUAUUGACUACCUUAUGACGUGGGUCCAAGACCAGCUUGAUGACGAGACCCUAUUUCCUUCAAAAAUAGGUGUACCAUUUCCGAAAAACUUUCUGACCAUCGCCAAGACAAUUCUUAAACGUUUGUUUAGAGUUUACGCUCACAUCUACCAUCAACAUUUCAAACACGUGGUGAGCCUCGGAGAAGAAGCACAUCUUAACACAUCAUUCAAACACUUCAUAUUCUUCGUCCAAGAAUUCAGUCUCAUCGAUAAACGUGAGUUGGCACCCUUACAAGAGCUUAUUGACAGACUAGCGAAUAAAGACAAAGAUAGAUUAUAAAAAAUUGGUUUUACAGACUGAAGCGGGGUGACCGUCUUUGAAAAACAUUUUGACCAACUGYGAAGAACCUAUUAAUUCUCCUUACUGAAAAGAUAGACACAAGGAAUAUUUGUAUGGAGAAUUAAGGUUUUGGUCACAGUUUUGUUCAACUCUUAUUCCACCCAAGGUUACAUUCAUGUAAAAUUAUGUUGAAUUUUAUACAAAAAAAAAGACUUGAACUUUUGUAGAAAAAAAAAAGAUACAGAUCAAUAUAUUAUCUUCAAAUUAUUACCGUCCUCUAAUAUGGUGUCAUAAUUGUUAUUGCUAUGAGAUUGAGCUUAUUAUAGAGAUAGUCUGAGAUUAGACCCUCUGUGAAUAGAUAUAGCKUUUCCGUUCAUGUUCUUAUUUUAAUCAUUAGUUUUUAAUGUUAACGUUGUACACUACAUACAGGUUAAAAAGUCGCUCGCUCUAAURUUAAUGUUUCAGGGCCGGGUUGUUCAAAACUGGAUUAGCGCUAAUCCAGGAUUAACUCUAUAGGUCUUAUUAAGAGUUAACCCAGGAUUAGCACUAUUCAGGCUUUGAACAACUGGGCCCAGGGGUACUAGUAGUAAUAUAAUGACAAAGUAUUUAUACUGCUGUUUCAUGCUGUAUCUUGCAUGAUUCUCAUCAAGCUUCAAAUGUAUUACAGAAGAAAUAAAACCAGUGAAAGUCCAGACAAACUUUGGUAAAGUUUCAUGUCGUAGUGAAUUUCAGGCUUGGUACAGAACAUGCGACAAAACCUACACCACCUUUUUUGAAAUAGCUGUGUAUAUUAAAUGCUUUUACUUCAGUUGCAAUGUUUGCCUAUUUUACACCUGACACAUUUACCUUGAGUGAAUAAUUUUUUUGAAAAGAAUUAACAUAGAGUGCUUUCASUCACACAACAAGGCAGCCAUAUUGGAGUACCAAACAAUAGAAACUUACUGCACGAUUUUUGGAGAAAAUAGAGUUUAUUUCCAAAAGGAUAGAAAAUGUAUUGUUUUGGUACACCAACAUGGCCGCUAUGACGUCACGAGAAAGCUAUCUAUACUCUUGUUUCCUGUACAUUUAAUUUUGUUUGUUUCUGAGCUAUUUAGCCAUUAUUUUUCCUGUUUUGUAUCAAUUCCUUUCACCUCACUCUGUGAUUUUUCUCUAUGGUUAGUGCUUACGCUGGCUUAUCUGGCAUGUAAUCAGUUCCGUCAUUUUUUCAAUCAUUUUUUCAAUCAUUUGUAACACUAUUUUCCCCUGAAAAUAAAUUAUAGUAAAUGAUAAGAAUAAUAUAAUCUUGGUUCGCUAGAAAAUGAAAGCAUCCAGUAGUGAUCAAGCGAACAAAAUAGAAGCACUUUAUGUAACACCCAUAAUGAAAAGCAUUGAAAAUCGAUCUAAGAUCAGAAAGCUCAGAAACAAAUAGAAUAAAAUGUAGAAGUUGAUCCCUACAUACAAAAAAAAUCUUGAUGUUUUUCUUUCCUCCAUAAGCAUGUUUGCUCRAAAUYUGAAAAUGUUUAUCAGUCUYKAWGUCCAGCUGAUCUGAAAUAGUGACUUUAGAAAAAUGACGUCAAUGCAAAAGUACUACUCUCAUAAGGCUUUCAAAACUUUCAUGAAACCUGUGAAAAUUUACCAGCAAAAAAUGGAUAAAAACCUGUUCACCACUGCAAUAAAAAUAUAAAACUCAUCAGUUAUUGUGUUACUGUGACCAGCCUCUUAUUGGCAACAUUUUUUUUUUCAUUUGUUGGCAUGAAAAUUAUUUAAGAAGGCUGGAAAGUGUUUUGUGCCUUCACAUUAUGAACUAAAAAAAUUAUUAUGGCUAUAAUAUGACAGCAAGUGUGAACCCAGAAAGCCAAAGACCAUAAACAAAGAUCACAAUGAGCAUGAAAAAAUGACAUAAGGUGUUGCUAUGACAACACAAUAAUUUUUUUAGUUCAUAAUGUGAAUGCACAAAACGCUUUCCAGCCUCCUUAAAGAUGAAAAGUGAAACCUCAGUGUUGCAAAUUUUCUCAAUUCCGAUUGUCUAUAAACUUUUCUCAGAUCAGCUGGGUGCAUCGUUGAAUAUUGCAGCAAUUACAUAAAUGUGUCAGUUUGGGUGUAGUUAUCUAUGUUGAUAAUCAAUUGUAGUAAUUUGUAUUUUAUCAAUAUAGCUCUAUUUUUAACUCAUUACAUCAUAGKCUAUCGUUAACAUCAUCUUACGACUUUUGUCUCAUUAUCACAAUAUACCGAUGAACAUAUUAAAAAUAGGAUAAACUAAAUUCAAAAAAAAAAAAA
Actinia tenebrosa (Australian red waratah sea anemone) is the source of this 3056-nucleotide messenger RNA. Its product is annotated as MOB kinase activator 1B. The record is from RefSeq and is a predicted model, not a curated record. NCBI's taxonomy places the organism in Eukaryota, Metazoa, Cnidaria, Anthozoa, Actiniaria, Actiniidae.